AUGCCACACAAGGUUUGUCUCGUUGGAUCGGGUAAUUGGGGAUCUGCCAUUGCACGUAUUAUCGGUGAAAACACGAAACGAUUGUCGGACCAAUUUGAACGAGAUAUCAAUAUGUGGGUCUUUGAAGAACAAAUUAAUGGUCGUAAUUUGACUGACAUUAUCAAUACGGAACAUGAAAAUAUCAAGUACUUACCGGGUCAUAAAUUACCUGAGAAUAUCAUUGCCAUACCUGAUCUUUUAGAUGCUGUUCGUGGGGCUGAUAUUCUAAUUUUUUGUGUCCCGCAUCAAUUUUUGGGUCGUAUGUUACUCUCGAUUAAAGAACAAGGGCUUAAAGAAGGUGCCAUGGCUGUAUCCUUAAUUAAGGGUAUUGAUUUUGAUCAAAAUGGUGUUGUCUUGGUUUCAAACCUUAUUCGAAAGGGAUUAAACAUUGACUGUAGUGUUCUAAUGGGUGCAAAUGUUGCCAAUGAAGUAGCAGCUGGAGAUUUUUGUGAAUCCACACUUGGUUGCUCGGAUCUUUGUCAUGGUGCAAUCUUACGCGAAUUAUUCAAUGCUCCGACAUUUCAUGUGGAUGUAGCAUUGGACCCACAUGGUGUUGAAAUGUGUGGUGCUUUGAAAAAUGUCGUCGCACUUGGUGCUGGGUUUUGUGAUGGUCUCAAGUACGGUGGAAAUACAAAAGCUGCUAUCAUUCGCAUUGGUUUAUGUGAAAUGAAAAAGUUUUGUUUCAAGUAUUUUGAUGGGGUCAAGGAAGACACGUUUUUUGAAAGCUGUGGCAUUGCUGACCUGAUUACAACGUGCUUUGGUGGUCGUAAUCGCAAAUGUGCGGAAGCUUUUGUGACUCAAAAGACCACAUGGGAAGAGUUGGAAAAGACUUUGCUCAAUGGUCAGAUGCUACAAGGUACGCUCACGUCCAAGGAGGUAUAUGGUAUUCUCAAGCAGCACAAUGCCGUCAACCAGUUCCCGCUUUUCACGGCGAUCUAUCGCAUCGCUUUUGAAGGCGCUGACCCGAUUACGAUCACGCAGCUUGAGUACCCGCAAUAA
Peronospora belbahrii is the source of this 1038-nucleotide messenger RNA. The record is from the annotation of a GenBank genome assembly. Lineage: Eukaryota; Oomycota; Peronosporomycetes; Peronosporales; Peronosporaceae.